AUGUCGCCUGCGAACUCUCCCCUCUCUCUAUAUCGGGCAUCAUCAUGCUUCAUCGUUUCCGCCUCCGAUCCCCGUUCUUCGAUUCGCAUUCGAUUGCUGCUAUCGUUCGAUCCGGAUUACGACGUUCUCUUGAUUGGCGCUUUUGAUCUUCCCGAGUCAAAGAUGGAACCCAUGGAUAUUGUUGGAAAGGCGAAAGAGGAUGCUUCGUUACCGAAAGCUACAAUGACUAAAAUUAUUAAGGAAAUGUUGCCUCCAGAUGUACGUGUUGCAAGAGAUACUCAAGAUCUUUUAAUCGAGUGCUGUGUAGAAUUUAUUAAUCUGAUUUCAUCCGAAUCAAAUGAAGUUUGUAGCAGAGAAGAUAAAAGAACAAUUGCACCAGAGCAUGUUCUCAAAGCACUAGAGGUUCUUGGUUUUGGGGAUUACAUAGAAGAAGUAUAUGCUGCAUAUGAACAACACAAACUGGAGACAGUGGAUACAGUGCGAGGUGGAAAGUGCACAAAUGGAGCUGAGAUGACUGAAGAAGAAGCAUUAGCAGAACAACAGAGGAUGUUUGCAGAGGCACGUGCUAGAAUGAAUGGUGUUGCAAAGGCUCCUCCAAAACAGGCUGAAGCUGAGCCAAGUUUAAACAGCUAACUUAAACUCCUAUCACCUCUAAAAUUAAUUCUAGUAGCUUCUUCUUCAGCCACUCUUUCUCUAAUCUUAUCUACGAUAUGUACAAAGUCCCUUUGGCUGUUGCCUGUUUGAAUGUUAGUGUAAUUUGUACCUCUCUCCCGAUUUAUGUCUAUAUGCUUGCUGAUCAUUAGUAAGGUUUUAGUCAAAGUCAUAGCUGCCUCUUAUUUGUUUAGGCGAUCUGCAGCUCAAUGGUUUCUUACUUUAUUAUUGUUCAAAAGGGUAAUUAAAUACAAGGUUGCUUACAUUAUUUUCAAGAUUUACUGUUUUAUCAUUUUUAUGUUCAUGAUUUAUUUACCGUUUAUGUGUUGG
Messenger RNA from Lactuca saligna, 981 nucleotides. The record is from the annotation of a GenBank genome assembly. NCBI's taxonomy places the organism in Eukaryota, Viridiplantae, Streptophyta, Magnoliopsida, Asterales, Asteraceae.